CAGCCCUACGCUAACUCUUAUUACAGUGUAAAUAUUUGAACUGUAACAGAUUGCUUUCAGAAUCCAAGUGAACGUUCGCGUGACACCGGUACUUUCCGCCAGGUGGCGCAGCGGUCUUUUUUCUUCUCCUCACGAUACAUGUCUGCGCACACGAACACCCUGAGAAUGCGGGUCGGUAGCUGCCGAUCAUUUUUAUCCACCAAUCUGUGGCAGCAGCCUUCUUGCUUAUAAAUGUUUAUUCUCCAAUUGGCAACAGCAUUUGCCUGUCAAUCUUUCUGGCCCCUCCCCUAACACGCUCCUCCGUACUGAAGACUGAACUUUACGGAGCCACCGGACUCUGCAGCCCUGCGACGUGGAAGGUAAGAAGUUGAGCCCGAGCUGUUGGACUCGCCGAAAGAAAACAUGACAGCCGAUGACAAUGUGUGCCACUUAAGGGAUUUGGGGAUCAUGCAACGAAUCGUUCAGUAGUGGCGGAGGAGUGAUGAUUUAAAGUUGAAGGAAGACAGAGCACGAGAUCAGGACUUUGAACUUUUGGGGUCUUUGCACCGUUCGGCGAUCCCGGCACCCUGCAACCAUGAACGGAGCGGCGGCGAUCGUUCUCAUCAGCCUGGCCAUGUUCGUAGGAUGCUAUGCCUUGGGCUUGAUCCCGAUCGUGAUCAAACUUUCAGAGAAAAAGCUGCAGUUUGUCAGCGUCCUGGGGGCAGGCCUGCUGUGCGGAACGGCCCUGGCGAUCAUCAUUCCCGAGGGGAUUGAACUGCUGGAGGAUUCGCUGAGAGCUUCUCUCCCGCUUUGCACCCCUGUGGCACUAAAUGGCAAUGGAACUGAUGGGACGCCUGCAGAAAAACCACCGUUGCCCCCUCAUUUUUUCAUUGGCAUUUCCUUAGUGGGGGGCUUCAUUCUGAUGUUCAUUGUGGACCAAAUCGGGAGCUACUUGUCCUUUCGGAACCCCCACACAGGAUUGUCAGGAAUUUCCAGCAUGACUGCCACCUUAGGCUUAGUGAUCCACGCGGCAGCUGAUGGUGUGGCACUUGGAUCUGCGGUGGCCUCGUCUCAGGUCUCUGUUCAAGUCAUUGUGUUUUUGGCAGUCAUUCUGCACAAGGCACCUGCAGCAUUUGGACUGGUGUCGUUCCUGUUGCAUACUGGUUUGGAGAAGAGGCAGAUCCAGAAACACCUUCUGGCUUUUUCCAUAGCGGCUCCAAUACUAGCAGUCGCAACGUUCUUCAUUCUCAGUAUGACUGGAGGGACGUCUCAACACCGACUCAGUGCCACAGGGAUUGGUAUGCUGUUUUCUGCUGGGACGUUUCUGUAUGUGGCCACCAUCCACGUCUUGCCAGAAAUCAGCCACAGAGGCCACCGACAAUCGCAACAACAUCACCGCGGCUCUGGGGACUACGAGUAUGGCGGUCUGGGCCUUUGGGAGAGCGUGAUGCUUGUCGUUGGCAGUGGACUUCCUGUUUUGCUGUCGCUUGGACUGCAUGACUGAAGAGGUCGAUUAUUUUAAAGGGAAAGGAAACUCAACUCUCAGAGCUGGCAAAGCAUUUCCAAAGGUGCUGGUUUUAAUGGAUGUGUCCCUCUGUGUGCUGCCGCCGCAUCCUCCAUCCAUCCAUCCACCUUGAAACAUUCAGGACUUGUAGGUGGGCAUUUAUAGGAGUGACGGGAGUCCUCACAGCAGCCUUGACAGGAGCCCUGAUUAGCUACGGGCAUACAUGGCACAACUCUGUCACUUUUACUGACCGCCUGGCUGCUCUGGUUAAGGGUCUGCAGUAUUCUGACCGUUCCUUCAUCUACUGAGGAGUCCAGUCCAGGCAUGAACUGCAAAAGACUUAAGACUGCGGACGUUUAUUUCCUGGUGGUAACUAAAAUGGUAAAGGUACAAUUUGUUUUUUGUAUUUUUUUGCUGGUUUUAUUUAUCAUGUGAUAAAAAGCAGUGGGGUCUACUUGUCAAAUUAAUCAACAUACAGCAGUCUUUCGUUCCCACUUGGUGGGUAGGUGACCACUGAUGGUGGGGCAAACGCGUAUUUACCACUCGGCCUUAUAGCAUUUGUAAUGCUUAGUUUUGAUGUUAAAUGAAUCUGCUCUGACGCGUGGGGCGUCUCACAAACACAUCGCCGGAGGUUUGUAUUUGAUUUCAGGGCAUCAGUUUGGCUGGCACUCUGAAUUCUGAUUAAUUUCAAAUGAAAUGUCGCUACUGAACGACACACAGGAGCAAGCGUGCAGCUUCUCACAUCCCAACAGCUCCUCGGUCCUUUUCCAUUUCUCUCUUUCUGGUCACUUAGAUUAAGUGUAUUGGUUUUGGGCUGACGUCUUUAUCCAAGGCGACUUGCAACGUUUAUGAUACAAUUGGUUCCGUUUCUUUUGCUUUUAUAAUUGAAGCGCAGGCAGGUGAAGUGACUUUCUCAUGGCCACCUGGUGUCAGUAGUGGGAUUUGAACACACAGCCUCACGGUUUGAAAUCCGAAGCCUUAACCACUAUGCCACACUGCCUGACAUUAGCCAACUUUUAAUUAAUUAAAAUUGUGUUAUUCUACAUUGGCAGUUUUAUUUUACUAUUAAAUCACCUGCUACACCAUAUUCUCUCCUGUUUGUUAAAAUCAAAUAUUCUUUAGAAAAAAGAAACAAAACAUAAAAUUGGCACAGGGCAGACCAAAACGUCAUAUAUCUUGGUGUAGCCAACAUGUUCAUGUUUUGGCCAUGAGCUGUCAGACUGAAGUUGUAGGCACACGCAGUUCUUCAGUUUCUAUUUUGAAAUGUGAUCAUAACAAAGACAGGCCAGUGUCACUUGCUUCACCUGCACCGCCAGCAGCCUGUGUCAUUUUGUACAUUUAUUUUGACGUCAAAGAACCUGAAUCGUGGCCAGUGGGGGCUGCUGAUGAGCAGUCCCUCUGAAUCCAAAAUAAAGCCAAUAAAUGCAAAACAAUUAGGAGGAAAGUUACAGAAGGACAUGAACGAGGAAAACCAAAGGUCUAGUCCUACUAGGCCAAACUAGAUAGAUAGAUAGGGAAGGCACUAUAUAAUAGAUACAUAGACUUUAUUUGUCCCCAAGGGGAAAUUAGGACUUUACAGAAGCUCAAGGGAGAGAAAGAGAAAUGCAGGUGUUGCUCUUUUGUAAUCACGUGGGGGUCUGCCGCACCUUAAGGUUGCAUUACUCAACAUUUCAUGGGAUUUUCAGUCACAAACUUCAUUCACAUAAUCUUAGCAAGUUGGAUGCAGUCACAGUGCAUUUCCAUGGCAGCGGUCGUGUAGUGUGACAUACCAGCAACCCAUCCCAACAAAAUCAAACAGCUUUGAUUACAUUAAGUCGCAUGUAGGAGUGGGCUUGUGUGGGCGUGAGAGCCGACAGCCAGGGUGUACAAUGCAUAUAGUCCGGCUACGAGGAAAAGGGAAAACAGGUGCUUUGGAGCUGACAGUGAGAAGUGAGACUCGUCUGCCUGAUGUUGUGUGUUUUAUGUACCACGACAGAAUGGUGGAAAAAAAAAAAACAAACACCAAAACAUACAACAUGGCCGAGAUUGCAGCUGAACUCGACCAACCUGUAAAGUCUUGGCACACGGGCAGCGGCUCUGUCAAGCAGCACCUUUAUUAACUGUCAGAAAAAAAGAGCUCACGAUAUUUUUGAAACGUGAAACUGUGCUGGAAAGCUGUCACUCGGUCUUCUAACUUGACAUACUCUGUGAUUUUUACUUGGGUAACAUGACUGCUGAGGCGACGAGAUGAGCAACUGCAGUUGUCAAGUGUGACAUCCCCUCCGACUAGAAGUUGUGUAAUGUGAUAUCAGCUCUACCCAUCUUCCUGUCCUUUGUUAGCGACGCUCCUUCCUGUCCAGUCCAUGCUCAUGUGGAUGAAAGGGUCUUUUCAAUCCUGGGUAGGAUUUGCUUGUGGAGUUUGGGUUGGCUUAGGGGAGCAUGGUUCCCACUGCCAGUGCACAAUCCACCAUGGCAUCCAACUGCCUAGAACUUUGGAAACAUCUGGCAUCUACCAUUCCCACUGGGCCCCGCACUCCCACAGUGUAUAAGCGUUAAUGUGUUAUGUCUCUCUUUAUUAAAAUAAGCUACUAAAUUAGCACACUAUCUACCCGGAUGCAGCGUGCAUCAACACUCUCACACUGACUAAGCAUCAUGGAUAUACAUUUGUGUGCCUUCAAAUUUGGUUUUAUUAUACGUAGCAUGCACAUAUUUUUUAAGUAUUGCUUAACCUACAGGUCAGGACGUCUUAACGUUUUUUCUUGCUACCCAGUUUGCCUAUUGCUUGUCUUGGUAACCCGUAACUGCCAUGGAACAGCAGCUGAUCACUGGGCCGUUCCCCCAAACAUCAUCCGGGGAUAUUUGAAAAUCGCUGCCCACUGUCAUCGGGGGGCAGGCAUGGGGGUUUAGGGGAAUUCAGGUAAUUCCACCUUUGAAAAUUGCCGCUGACCGCCGUCCUUGAAGAUCUGCUGACACUCUAGAUCUCGGGUUGUUUGUUUCAGCCAUGCAUAUCCCAUAGCUUAAGAACCCCUGCUCUAAAUUUAAGUUUUGAGGUUUAAAUUACCUACUGAUGUUUUUUAUUUGUUCAAGUUUCGUGACAACUGCUCUACAAGUAAAUUCCAGAAAGUAUAAUUAAUAGAUGCGAAUCUUAAAGUUACAUACUAGAGUUGAGUUACACCGCUGCCCUAAUUUUCUGUGGGGGAGGAAAUCAUUUAUACAGAACAGACAAUUAGCCAUUGAAAUGCGACCCAGCAGGCACUUGGCAGAGAGUGGCCAGCCACUAAUAACCUGGCAGGUGUCAAAUGCCACCUCUGACUGGUUGGCUGAUGCCGAACGGAAUUUUUAACCAGCCAGCCUGCCUGCCUGCCAAAGUGGCUGGAAACUGCUUUUCAUAGAAAGAAGUGCUGCAUAGACAGUGGCAGGAUAAAGUGUGGAAAUAAACGCAUUUAUGUAUAACUCUGUCUUAAAAUUAUGUGGUCUGAUCUUCAUCUAAGUUACAAUAAAUAAGAAGCACAAUCUUUUUUAAAUAAUAACACACACACACACCAUUGGAUUAUUCUUGUACAUACUGAAUACAGUGGCAUACAGAAGCUUCAGCCCCCUUAUUUAAAAUGUCUGUUACUGUGAAUAGUUAAGUGAGCAGAAGAUGAACUAAUCACCACAAGGCAUCAAGUUCAAGAUGACACAUUUCCUUAAUAUUUUAAGCAAGAUUACAUUUUUAUUUCCAUCAUUCACAGGUACAGAAUACCAAAAAAAUGAAAAGCACCUGAAGAAAAUGUUAAGGGUCUCCGACAUGGUCAAUACUUAGUAAGACCCUCUUUGGCGAGUAGCACAGCUUGUAAACGCUUGUUGUAGACAGAUAAGAGCCAUUCACUUCUUACUUGGGGUAUUUUCACCCAUUCAUCCUUGCUAAAACUUCUAAUUGUGUGAGAUUCUUGGGCCGUCUUACAUGCACUGCUCUGCUGAGAUCCAUCCACAGAUUGUCAAUGAUGUUCAGGUCGGGGGGCUGUGAGGGCCAUGGCAGAACAGUCAGCUUGUGCCCCUCGAGGUAUUCAUUUGUAGAUUUUGAGGUGUGUUUUGCUUCAUUAUCUUGCUGUGGGACCCAUCCUCUUUUUAAUUUCAACUAUUUUACAGAUGGUGUGAUGUUUGCUUCCACAAUUUGCUGGUAUUUAUUUAGUUCUAGUGUGUUGUACUGUGUUAGCCAUUAUAGAUGUGGUGAAAAGUUAAUCAAAAUGACACCUUUUAUUGGCUCUUGCCUGAAGAAGCGGCCUGAGGUGCGUCGAAAGUUUGCAUAUUGUAAUCUUUCUAGUUAGCCAAUAAAAGGGGUCACUGGUAUUUAUUUGAAUUUGUUCUUCUCUCUACCAAUGACACAUUCCCUGUGCCACUGCCGCUGUAACACAAGCCAAAAGCCUGAUCGAUCCACCGCCAUGCUUCAUAGUUGGAGACGUGUUCUUUUCCUGGAAUUUGGCCUCCUUUUUUCUCUCCAAACAUAUACCUUUGAACAUUUGGCCAAAAAGUUCUAUUUUGACUUCAUCAGUCCACAGGACUCAUUUCCAGAAUGCAUCAGGCUUGUUUAGAUGUUCAUUUGCAAGCUUCAGACACUGAAUUUUGUGGCCAGGAUGCAGGAAAGCUUUUCUUCUGCUGACUCUACCAUGAAGGCCACAUUUGUUCAGGUAUCGCUGCAGUGACAGUAGAACGGUGCACCACCACUCCAGAGUCUGACAAAUCUUCCUGAAGGUAUUUUGUAGUAAAAUGGAGUUUUUCAUAAUUUGCCUUUCUCUCAAUCCAAUGAGCAAUUCUUUCAGAACGUUUUCCUGAUCUUCCAGACCUCAAGUUGACCUCCACCAUUCUUGUUAACUGCCAUUUUUUAAUAACAUUGCAAACUGAAGAAACAGCGACCUGAAAACACUUUGCUAUCUUCUUGUAGCCUUCUUCUGUUUUGUGAGCAUCAAUUCUUUUAUUCUUCAGAGUGCUGGGCAGCUGCUUAGAGUAGCCCAUGGCUGCUGUUUGUUGGGACAAGGUUUGAAGAGUCCGAGAAUUUCGACAGCUUUGACAUUUGCAUCAGCUGAGGUUUCCAAACGAUGACUGUGAAGAAGUUGUAGCCCUGAUGAGCUAAUGGAGGUCUGUGACCACCUCGGGAAAAGUUAUCUCAAAUACCUUGGAGUGCCCAAACUUUUUGCACUUUGCUUUUCUUCAGUUUACAAUUGUACAAAACAAAAACAAUACACUAAUCUUGUAUAAAAUGCUGAAAUGUGUCACCUUUAACUUGAUGCCUUCUGGUGAUCAGUUCACCUUCUGCUCAACUAACUAUUUCCAGUAACAGACAUUUUAAGUAUGGGGGCCUAAACUUUUGCACAAUGAAUUCAGACAGUCACGAGUGUGUGAACCCCUAAGCUGAUGACAGGAGUCGGCCCACCUGGACACUGGAGGUGGGGUUUAAAGCUACUUUGACCAAUAAAAAAAAGGAAUUUGAAAAAAAGGAUAUGAAGCAUCCCUCACAAAAAAGGAACCUCAGAAGAUCUGCCAUCCAGUAUUGUUGGUUUGCAUGAAGCUGAGAAAGGUUACAAAGCAAUUUCAAAGAGUUUAGAUAUUCAUCAGGCCACGGUUAGACAAAUGGUGUAUAAAUGGAGAUGGUUUAGCACUGUGGCCACUCACUGAAGCUCAGUUGGGUGAUGUAGCAGGAAAUUUGACCGUAAACAUCUAAGUAAAUCUACAACAGAAUGAGGAGGUUAGGAUACAGUGCAUUGCCGCACCCACCACACGACAAACCAACUCAGGAUCCCAGAUUAGGAUCCGGGUGCAGCCAUGUGGCGGGUGACACCUCAGCACCACACAAGUUCAGAUGGAGUGGGACACUGUGAGGUUUUUUAUGGUGGGUGGAGUACCAAUUCUGUCACCAACCCCCAGGUUUUCCUUGCAGGUUGGAAGGCCUACAUGCAGGGCUGGUUGCAGAUUAACAUUAUACCCAGGACGGAGCAAUUGCAGGUUAAGGGCCUUGCUCAAGAACCCAACAGAGCAAAGUUCCUUUUUGGCAUUUACGGGAUAUGAACCAGCAACCUUCCGAUUGCCAGUGCAGAUCCCUAGGAUCAGAGCCACCACUCCGCCCGAGACAACAGAAUGGCUGUAAAAAAAAAUAAAAUAAAAAGGGAAAUCUGCCUUUUGGAGGAGCCCAGUCAGGCCCAAGACCUUAACCCAACAAGGAUACCAUGGAAUGACCUCAAGGAAGCUGCUCACACCUGACGUCCUAAGACUUUGGUACAGCUGAGGCAGUUCUGACAGGAAGAAGGGCCCAGAAUUCCUUGUGAGCAUUUUGCAGGCCUGAUCCACAGCUACCCGAGGCGCUUGCUUGAGGUUCCUGUUAUGAAAUCCAAGGGUUCACGCACUUUUUGCACAGCACAGAGUGAAUGCUUGACGGGUGGGUUCAGUAAAGAUGUGACAGAUUCUAAUUGUGUGGGUAUUAUUAGACUAAGCGUAUUGUGUUUGUCUAGAGUUGUGACUUGGAUGAAGAUCAGAUAACAUUUUAGGACCAAUUAACACAGACCACCAGGCCAUUCCAGUCGUUCACAUAGUUGUUUCUGGAGUAAAUUCUGUUCUGCCCUCAUAAGCAUCUGGGAUGGAGCAGGUAGAGAAUACAAAUGGGCAGCAAAAAGCCCGGGAUCGAGGCAGCCAGCAGAGACGUUUGGGGUCUCUUUUGAAUGCUUAACUGAGAGCCUCCUUGCACAUUGACAUGCAGUGUUAAGGAACCUUUACUGUGCAUUUUUGUAAAAUUUAAUGAGAUUAUUCUGUUUGGUUACAAGCUCUUUCAUAUAGCAAGUAUAAAACAUACAUGAAUUCAUUUGUCCAAAUCUGCUAGUAUAACGUCAUGGCUUAAAGGAGGCCAACCACGAGUAUACUUGCGGAAAAUUUUCAUUUAAAAGUAGAGCACAAAAAAGGGAAACACACUAAAAUAUAAUCUGCUCAUAACAAAAGAACCCAGCUGUAUUGUCAUAUUACAUGGGCUGUCAUAUCUCACCUGCAGUGAUGAUUUAAAUUUAUUUAAUAUGAAACACUAAGUGCAAUGACCCCAUGCUGUAAAAGUGUCAGGUUUGUAAGACAUAAGUCCAAUAAAUUCUAAUUAGACAGCCAAGAAAUGGUAAUUUUAUCAGGAAGUGUCCAUGACUGCAGCCUCAUUACACAAAUCAGUUUUACCUGCGCGUCUUUAUCCUUCAUGGAAAAUUUUAACAAUUAGAAGGAGAUUAUAGGGGCCCAGUGUGUGUCAGCUGUUGCUGUAGCCCCCCCGGGGGGAAUACGCAUUCAGUGAGCUUACGUGCUUUGAAAAAAGUCACAUCCUCAGUUGUCUGGCGCAGGAGGUGAGGACACUAAUGUGAUCAUUCCCAAACCCCCCCAAACCCCCCAGAGUCAGUCAGUUAAUAAAAAAAAAUCAUCCAGCAUUGUAAAAGUGAGCGUUUCUUAAACAUUCUGAGACUGUGGACCCUGUGCAAAAAUAUUUCUUUUCACGGAAUUUCAAGAAAAGAUGCGUCUCAUUCACAAGGACAAAUAUUGUUGGGUCAAAUGGGAAUUAUAUGGAAUGCAAAAAAACAGACAUAACAAGUCAGCAAGCGACUUUUAUAAAAGAUAGACAACGCAUAAUCAAAUAAAUACAUGAAUACAUGAUAUUCUCUUAUUUGUACGCCAUUAUGUCAGCUCUUACAGGUGUAAGUGUGCGAGAUGAGCUCUUCGCUGAGCUGCUCUGACUUAAUCAGGCCUUGACAGCAGGACCCCCCCCCCAAACACACACACUCAAUGGCACCCCUUCACUUCCUUCUCCUCUCCUUUUAGCUGUGUCUGCUCAUUACAAUGGCUACCCAUUCGUUUCUUUAGGCCCUUAGCCUUGCACAUUCCUGUCAUUACAGUACAUAGGAGUAUUCUUUUUUAUAUUUGCAUUCCUGUUUUUGUGACUGUGUGCCAUACUGUUAACAACGGUGAAGACUGAACGGCUCACGGUUCAGAUUUCUGGUGAAUUUGUCUGUUUUUCUUACACACACACACACAAAUAUGUAAUAAUGCUGGCUAAGCCUCUCAGUGGCUGUUACAAAAUGACAGUUUCAUUGAAAGGCAGGUAGCUGGUGUAAGUUUGUAUUUUCACAAGUGUCCAUUUGUCACUUCCAUACAAUUUAAUGUUGUGCGUCUUGAUGGCUAAUGCCACAAUAAGGUGCAAGGCAAAUCUUUUCCAUAUUCUUGGAGUCAGGAAGUGAACAGGUGAUGCCUUUUAUUCAGAACACCCUCAAUUGUCUCCUUAUUUCUGCUUUUUGAAGCACUGGCGGCUCAGGGUCACACAAAGCACGUUGGUGGUGGGAACUGAACCAGUGACCUUGUGGUUUACUUACCAGAGACCGCACUGCCAGGGCUCAGCAGAAUUAGUAGCCAACCUUCAGUAAGACUGAGAUUUUUAUAAAUCAAAAGGAGUGACACGCAGUACUUCUUAUGGGGGCACUUUUAGUCACUCCUGUAUUUGGAAUAACCUUCAGUCUGAAAUGUGAGCAGAUUUUAUUUACACUUUAUCCAUCCAUCCAUCCAUCCAUCUCCUAAACCCACUUUAUCCUGAGCAGGGUCCUAGGGAAGCUGGAGCCUAUUCCAGCAAGCACUGGGCUCAAGGCAGGAACAAUCCCUGGACAGGACGCCAGUCUUCAGCAAAUUUGAUUUACUUGUCUCAGUCAGUGCAAUUCUAUAUUUGAUUUCCAUUAAUUAACUACAUUUCAUUCCAUACUGAAAACUUCCGAUAUAUUUGAAUCCUUUCUGUAAUGUUCAGGACUCUAGCAUAUGAGCCAUUUAACUGCAUAAAAUGAUACAAAAUAAUUAUAAAAUAGUGAAUCUCCUGCUUCUGCCAGGUCUGUGUUGCCUAAAAUAGCAGUACAUUUAGAUUUCCUUUAGCGAAUGUUCAUGCCUGGGAAUUUUAUUUGUGCAUUUCAGUGUAUAACGCCUGUAUGCUGAACCUGUCGGAUAACCGGAGGUUCUUCUGAAUUCUUGUACAAUGCUUAGGAGGCGAGUUUAAUAUUUAAAUAUGUGCAGUGUGGCAGAAUGGCGUUUGUGUAAUUCAUCACUUCUAAUCUCGGUUCAGACCGAGUCAAACUAAAUUAACACAAGACGACUUUGCUUUUUCAAUCUUAUUUAGUAUAUGAAGAAAAAUGUUAAAUAUUUAAACUUUUAAUUAUUCUGAAGACUAUUGGUCGAUUUUGCAUUAAACUUACAUUUUUAUGUUUUUUUUUUUUUUUUUACUAUACAUGUUAAUAUAUUGAGAUUGUUUGUGAUUAUAAUUGUCUCACUUUGUAUGCCGCAGCAUUGAUAAUAAUAAUGUUGCAUUAGGACCAUG
Erpetoichthys calabaricus (reedfish) is the source of this 10808-nucleotide messenger RNA. Its product is annotated as zinc transporter ZIP9-B. Lineage: Eukaryota; Metazoa; Chordata; Cladistia; Polypteriformes; Polypteridae. Gene Ontology annotation, biological process: transmembrane transport; zinc ion transport. The record is from RefSeq and is a predicted model, not a curated record. Gene Ontology annotation, molecular function: metal ion transmembrane transporter activity. Gene Ontology annotation, cellular component: membrane.